Molecule: messenger RNA, 1635 nt
Organism: Schistosoma rodhaini
Lineage: Eukaryota; Metazoa; Platyhelminthes; Trematoda; Strigeidida; Schistosomatidae
Source: the annotation of a GenBank genome assembly
UUUAUUUUUAAAUGUUUUGAAUUCUCAUUACAUAUGUGUCGAUUAUCGUCAAAUGCACAUAGAUCAUCAAGAUAAGAAUAAAUUUCAGAAUUUUAAGAAAGCUAUGAAGGGAAACAAAUAAUCCCAUCAAGAUUCAGGCACGCUUUGAAGAUUUUUGAACUUUUGAUAAGAAAGUCUCUCUUGUUUUAACUGUCAACCGUCAUAUUUGAGCGCAGCUACGACUGUUAACGAAUCGGUUCAGUAAAAUGUUCAAUUGUGCGCUGGGAUCUAUUGUGUAGACUAUAAACUAUGGAAUUUUACUUCACAUUGACUAAAAAGCUGAGCAAAUAUACCUGGAGCGUUCAGACUUUCAAGAUGAACGAACCAACUGGUGUCGGGCCAACAUUUGCUGAUGCAUGCGAUGAUGGCGAACUUAUCAGCAUUUGUUGUCUUUGUGGUAAAACGUUUUCCAGUCAGAGUCUUCUACACAAACAUUUUGAAUUGAUGCAUGAAGGUACGGAGAUAGAUACUGAACAGUAUGAUCUAAGUGGAUUUGCCGCUAUGGGGAAUGAACAAGGUCGUAAAAGUAAUGGUGAAGAAGAUGCAAAUUUCCGAGUUCUGAAUUGUGCGUUUUGCAACAAAGUAUUCACUAAACACUGUAAUUUAAACACACAUAUCAAAGCAGUUCAUAAAGGUGUAAAACCGUUUGAAUGCACUUAUUGUUAUAAAGGAUUCACUCGAAAUUCUGAUCUUCAUAAGCACAUCGACGCUGUUCACAAAGGUCUCAAGCCUUUCGGAUGUGAAGUAUGCCAGCGAAACUUCUCUCAGAAAUCCAGCCUAAAACGACACAUAGAAGCAAUUCACGAAGGUAUGAACUUUGACGACAUCACUUCUCCAGAAAGAAAAGGCUUUAAAUGAUGUUGAGGUCUGAGUUUAUUUGUAGUUAAAUUCAAAGAUAUAUCGUCAGAAAUCCCCCGGAUUUUAUCUUAAUUAGAUUUUAAAUUUAAAGAAUACACCAAAUUAUUUCUUUCCACCUCUGUUCUUGAUCAACAUUUACCAAAAAAUAUGCUGUCUUAAUUCUAGGGAUAUUUGAAAUUAAAGUUAAGCAAUUACAAAUUUUGAAUAAGAUUUCUGCUAAAUAAAUAAAUCCAUCAAUAUUAAAUCGCUUCAGUGUAUUCUUCCCAGAAUGUUCGUUGUUUAUGGCAUCCCUAAGCUUUAGUAUUCUGGCAAUCGGAAAGCAUGCAGAGUACAGAGGUAGUCAACUUAAUUAAUAGUCGAGUUCAUACUUCUACUAGGACUUGAACAUCAACACCAGUAUGAAGUAGAAGAUAUCUUCGAGUAAUUCUGCUAGUAUCGAAGUGCACGAACUACUAGGUCAAGGUUAGUUAAAAUCGCUUCGGUUUAUGAGAAUCAACUGUAAGUAGGAUCCCACAAUAGCAUUAUCAAAUUCGUGUGAUGUACCCUAUUUGAAUAGAUAACUACAUAGAAUUUUUACACUUAUGUAGACGCGAGAAUUUUGUGUACGAAGUUUUUAAUCAGUUUUACUGCUUUCUUUUAUAGAUCCUCGGCAUCGCUGAAGAGAAACCAGAUUGUAUAAUCCUCUCCAAUUUUCAUAUGAUUUCAUGUUCAAAAAUAUACAUUUAUUAUUCUUUCAAA